Molecule: messenger RNA, 753 nt
Organism: Lathyrus sativus (Indian pea)
Lineage: Eukaryota; Viridiplantae; Streptophyta; Magnoliopsida; Fabales; Fabaceae
Source: the annotation of a GenBank genome assembly
AUGCCAGCGGAAAUGAAGGAACAAGGUGUUACAGAGGAAAGAUUAGUACUUUUGAAGGGUGUUAGUGGCACAUUCAAACCUGGUGUUCUCACAACUUUGAUGGGUGUAAGUGGAGCCGGAAAGACAACUCCGAUGGAUGUUCUGGCUGGUAAGAAAACAGGUGGACAUAUUGAUGAGGACAUCAAGGUUUCUGGUUACCCGAAAAACCAGGAAACAUUUGCUAGAAUCUCUGGCUACUUUGAGCAGAACGAUAUCCAUUCACCUCAUGUAACAGUUUAUGAGUCCCUACUUUACUCAGCAUGGCUUCGUUUACCUUCUGGAGUUGAUUCCAAGACCAGAAAGAUGUUUAUUGAUGAAGUCAUGGACCUCGUGGAGCUGAACCUGUUGAGGAACUCCCUGGUUGGUUUUCCUGGCGUGAGUGGUCUCUCAACUGAACAGCGCAAGAGACUUACUAUUGCAGUCGAACUAGUGGCUAAUCCAUCUAUAAUUUUCAUGGAUGAGCCUACUUCUGGUUUAGAUGCUAGAGCUGCUGCAAUUGUUAUGAGAAUUGUAAGGAACACAGUGGACACAGGAAGAAUAGUCGUGUGUACCAUCCAUCAGCCUAGUAUUGACAUAUUUGAAGCAUUUGAUGAGCUAUUCCUUAUGAAGCGUGGAGGGCAAGAAAUAUACGUUGGACCACUUGGUCGUCAUUCUGUUCAUUUGGUCGUCAUUCUGUUCAUUUGGUCAUGUAUUUCGAGAGUAUUGAAGGGGUGA